Vombatus ursinus (common wombat) is the source of this 352-nucleotide messenger RNA. Its product is annotated as chloride channel protein ClC-Kb-like. The transcript has 3 exons. The annotation marks the transcript as partial. The record is from RefSeq and is a predicted model, not a curated record. Gene Ontology annotation, molecular function: voltage-gated chloride channel activity. Gene Ontology annotation, cellular component: membrane. Gene Ontology annotation, biological process: transmembrane transport; chloride transport. NCBI's taxonomy places the organism in Eukaryota, Metazoa, Chordata, Mammalia, Diprotodontia, Vombatidae.
AUGAAUUUGUACCUGGAUUCACUGUUUGACAACCAAUCCUGGGCUCUUCUCUCCCGGAAUUCCUCCCCUGAAUGGCCCCCAGAAGUUGACCCCAACAACUUAUGGUUUGAGUGGUACCAUCCCCAGUUUACCAUCUUUGGCACCCUUGCCUUCUUCCUGGCCAUGAAGUUUUGGAUGUUGAUUCUUGCCACUACAAUACCCAUGCCAGCUGGGUACUUCCUGCCUGUAUUUGUCUAUGGGGCCGGCAUUGGGCGAAUUUUUGGUGAGAUUUUAGCUGUCAUCUUCCCAGAGGGCAUCAAGACAGAUGAUGGGGUCACCAACACCAUCAUCCCUGGUGCAUAUGCCCUGGCAG